Tremella mesenterica DSM 1558 is the source of this 2800-nucleotide messenger RNA. RefSeq lists its product as uncharacterized. The transcript has 10 exons. The coding region runs from base 52 to 2688 and encodes 878 amino acids. NCBI's taxonomy places the organism in Eukaryota, Fungi, Basidiomycota, Tremellomycetes, Tremellales, Tremellaceae. The record is from RefSeq and is a predicted model, not a curated record.
CGAACGUGCCGUAAGUAGCUCGUAGGUGUAGCAGACUCGGAAGAAAUCAACAUGGAUAUCGACCAUCCUGGACCAUCAGUAUCAUCCUCGGCUUCGACUUCAUCAAACCCCCAUUUGGCGACUUUUGUAUUCGAAUCUGCUUUGCCUAAAGAUGACUACCUCAAGCUCAUCGAACCUGGCGGUCUAGUUCAUAGGCUCGUGCAACGUCUAAUGGAGAAGUAUGGUGGUGAGAAACAGGUACGAAUCGCCCUAUUCAUAGCUCCUUCCGAACCUCCCGAUAUCAUCGGUGCAUUUGCCACUCCUGUCACUCCUAUCAAGAAGGAUUUCGCCUCUCCUUCUGCCUUCCUAGGAUCUUUACCAAGAUUAUCAAUUCAUUUCGCAACCGGUAUGGCGGACAAGCUUGCAGAAGAUUCUUGGAACAUGUUCAUUGAUGAAUCUCAACUGGAUCUGGAUUCCUUGUCUGGCCCCAAUCAUGCACAUUCCAAACGCUCGGAAGCAUGCCUCAUCGCCGGUGUCGUAGGAGGAUUAGAGUUACUAUUACGUCCCAAGCUUCCCGAUAGCCCCACCUCUCUGAGACAAACGAUAGCGUCCUUGUUUCCUGCAGGUGCCACUACUCUCUUAGCUCCUAUGCUCACCCCACCGUCUACACCGCCCAUUCCACCACCUAGGUCGUUGAUUCUCGUUGCGCUCUCUCCGGUCGGUGAAGAGACGAUGAACAUGACUCCGGGCAGCGAUAGCUCCGAUGAGGUGGUCUCGAAACGGCAUUGGUAUACCAUGUUCGAUGGACAAGGAUGGACCAAAUUAUCGGACAAGUGUAGAGUGAGGGAUGUGGAUUGUUCUCUGAUCUUGAGAGGUCAGUCACCUUCCUCCGGUUUGGCCAAAACGUUGCAUGACUUUUGCGUAUCGGCUUCACCUGCCGAAGAUGAUAUCUGGUUCGACUGUCCAUCAGGAUGGGACGUACGCCUCUCCGGAUUCUCAAUAGAUUCCAAUACAGCGGUCUCCCCUUCACCCACUGCGGUCGGUACAGCCACAGACACUGCUACUCCAUCUACCCUCGUUGAUCCCAAUCAGAACAACCCGAAGACGGCUCAAGCCAAAGCUCAGGCAGCUAUGCUUCGGUUCAUACAACAAAACGGCCUCCAAAACGGUUCAUUGACACCACAACAAGCAAUGGCUUGGAGGAGUCUCAUGGCUGCCAAAGCGGGAGGAUUAGACAUGAACGAUCCGGCCAUGCAGCAGUUCAAGCAUUUGCUCAUGUUACAACAACAACAAAGACAAGGUCAGGCAGCUAUGAAUCCCGCAGCCGCGGCAGCGGCCAUAGCAGCAGCAGCAGCUGCUGCUGCCAAUGCUUCUGCGACCGCUGGUGAUGCAUCAGGUCCCAACAUAUCGAACAGUCUUCAAGAACAGAUGCUCGCUCGCAUGCGUUUACAACAGUUACAACAAUUGCAACAGAACUCGCAAUCACAACAACCUUUGCCAGCCCAACCUGGGCAAACGAAUCAACCAAACCAAGGUCCACCCACGCAGACUGGUCGACCCAUCGGGGCGAAAAUAUGGUCUGGGGAUAUAGUAUAUCCAGGGGGGACGGCUAAUAAAAAUCGAUUAUCAAUUGAAGCCAUGCUCAUGAGCACCGGUAGUAUACCUGAUUUCCACAUGGAUCAAUGGCCAAAAGAAUUGGUGAUCACCGCUCCUUUGCAAAUGACACUGAUCGGGAUCCAAGAAUUCGUCAAAAAGAACCGCACACCUCUUCUCGCCUUGAAUCCCACAACGGGGGAUCCGCAAAAUGUUACGAAAUACCAAAAUUUUCUUUCGAGCAUGUCCCAGCGGGGUACCAUGGCCCUCAUAAGCUUCGGAACAUCCGAUCGAGGUUUGGUCAUCUUCGGAUCCAGUUUAGUGGUGCCGGGUGGUACAGAAAGGACUAUGAGGAUGCUUGCUGUCGUAUGUAUGAACGUCCCAUUGCCCAAUCGCCAAUCACAGCCCUCGCAACUAUCAACGUCGUCUUCCAUAUCUUCCGUUCAAAGUAGCAUUGGCUCUCAAGUAAACCCAGAUCCCUCCCUUCAACCAAAUGUCAACGCUCAGAUCAACUUAAACCCAACUAUCCAAUCUGACAUGAACUCCCAACAAUUCCCUUCCUUGCAACGUCGUCCUUCAAACUCCGAACCUGCAAUCCAUCAACCAGGUCUUCAGAGACCUAAUUUCCGUCCUCCCAAUUUCUCCCAACCUACGUCAAAUAUACAAUCUCAACAACCCACCCAACCUCAACCAGGUAUACAAGGUCCAUCAUUACCUCAAAUGACUCCUCAACAGAUGAUGGCGAUCCGUCAGUUGGCAGCGAAACAUAAUCUCAACUUAGCCCCGGAGUUUGAUCUCCAAGCCGAUCCCACCAAGUUCAAGGCGGUAUUGGCGUGGAUCCAAAGGGGGGAGGCGAUGUCAAGGGAGCAAGCAGCAUCCUCUGGGUCUACUGCACCAGGUCAAUCGGGUCAGAUGGGACAACAACCCAAUGUGUAUGAUCAAUUAUCAUUAGGUACGACUCAACUCAAUGGAGGAUUCGGUAUCAAUCAACCGGGUCAAGGACAAAUGCAAAUACCAAUGCAAUUGCCUCUUGGUCAAAUGGGACAGAUGGGUCAAUUAGGUCAAUCGGAUCAGAAUAGGAAUUAUCAAUCAGGUGGAAGUGAUUAUCAAUCAUGAUUGUUCUUAUUCUCGUUCUCUGUUCUUGUCUUUUGUUCUUUUACUGUCUUUCGCAUUUCCAUUCUCAUAAAGGACCUGUUGUAUCGUAUGUACUUGCAAAUUUCACUGUAUG